Molecule: messenger RNA, 390 nt
Organism: Pseudozyma flocculosa PF-1
Lineage: Eukaryota; Fungi; Basidiomycota; Ustilaginomycetes; Ustilaginales; Ustilaginaceae
Exons: 4
Coding region: 1-390 (129 amino acids)
Biological process (GO): peptidyl-glutamine methylation; rRNA (guanine-N7)-methylation; tRNA methylation
Molecular function (GO): protein heterodimerization activity
Source: RefSeq, a predicted model, not a curated record
AUGAGGCUUCUCACGCACAACCUGCUCGCCUGCCACGCCAAGACGUGCGCCACCACCUCGAACAACUUCCCCCUGAUCCUCAAAGACGUCCAGCUCGAGCAGAUCGAGGCCGAGGAAAACGAGCAGUUCAUCCGAGGCUUCCUGCCAAAGCUCGAGUGGAACGCGCUAGUCUCGACCGCCAGAGCCCUUGGAGACACCUCGCUGCCGGACAAGGGCCCAGACCCAUCGGAGCCCAUGCUCGACGAGGGGCUCCUCCGGACGUUGCAUCAUGUUCUCCUCGAGAUCCACAUCGUCGAGGGUCAGAUGGUGUGCCCCAACUGCUCGCACGUCUACCAGAUCCGCAGUGGUAUUCCCAACAUGCUGCUGGCCGAACACGAGAUUGGCAAGUGA